UUUCUUCGGCAAUGUUCGUUUUUAGCGAAUGGUCCAAGCCAGCCAUAUGUGAUGAAUGUGGCUGUGUGACAAGUCAUGACAAUUUCACAUAAAAUAAACAAAUUUAAUCGAUGGAAAACUCAUUUUUUGGAUUUGAUACCUCUAUGCCGUUGGACGAUGAUGGCGGAGGAAGAAUUGCUGAACCAUCUGAGGAAGAGUAUGAUGCAUUAAAUGACGAGACAUUUGGCUCUGCAAUCAAUGGCGAUUGGGAGGAGGUGCACGAAAACCUUGUGCGUUUGGAUGGCGAACUGGAAGGCGAUGCCUUGGAUAGCACCGGAAAUGUGGCAAGCGGUGGUGUCGGCGGGGGUUAUGGUGCAGCCAUGAAUGCUUUAAGAAAUUCCCGCCAACAACGUCAGUCUGAUUCGGAUUUAGAAUUGAAUUUAUCAGGCAUGAAGUUGGAUGAUGUGGACAUCAGCUAUGGUGAAAGUGAAAACAUGAGCACCCUUUUGGGAAACCACAUGAAAAUGGAUCCCGGUGUAUGGUCAUUGCAGCCAUCAAGGGCUCAUCAUAGUGUAAAUGACGACGGUAUGAGAAUGACACCUAAUGCGGCUGCUUUUUUAACCGAACAUUUUCCCAGUCCAUUUCACAAGGCACCACAACAACCACCACCGCCACAUCCGCAACACCAACAACAGCACGCGCAAUUUCAAAUGAUGGCAGCACAGCAGGCAGCCCAUCGUCAAACGCCCGUAAAUAUGCCUCCUCACCUUGGACUACCAAAUCUUCCGCCGCAAAUGCAUUCUCAAGGUGGUGGCCCACCGAAAAUAUGUACAUUGGAAGAUAUUGAAAGGAAUUUGAUAAUGCAACAGGCCGCAGCAAAACAAGAUCAAACACACCAGCAACAGCAAAAUUCCCAGCAGCAACAGGAUCGCAAUGCACAGGCAAUGGAUGCAGCAGUACAGCAGCAACAACAACAACGUUUACUUAAUGAUGCUUUAAAGCAUGCAUCUGGCACGCCAACACCAAUGCAACAACAGCAGCAGCAACAACAACAAAACCAACAGCUCCAACAGAAUCACCAACAACACCAGCAAUUGUUUCUUCUCUUACCAGCACAACGAGUUGCUGGACCAUCUUCAUCAUCCUUUCCCAACUCCCAGGCUCAACAUCAAUCACCACCCAGACCCUCAAGCAAUUUUGCCAACAAUUUGGCACAACACCCAUUGGGCAGUUUAUUGCAACAACAACAACAGCAGCAGCAACAACAACAGCCACCACAUCCCCAAACAGCAGCCUUAAAUGCGGCCGGAAAUCGCAUCAAUCCCGGAUACUUUUUCCCUCCGGUUGGACCACAUCCCCAAUUGCCACCGCAUCCAUUACUUAAUCAACAUGGUUUGCCAAAUAAUUUUACCAAUCAACGUCCACUGCCGAAUCCACACCUACCGGUUGCACUCAACAACUUUGCAAUGCAUCCAAAUUUUAAUGCAAUGCGUGCAGCAGCUGUUGCUGCUGGCAUACAUCCCGUUACCCUGUUGGCUCAACAGCAGCAAGCAGUUGCGGCAGCAGCUAUGGCAAAUCGUAUACCCGGUCAUCCACCCAAUCCCAUGAUGUUGUUGAACAAUCAAAGUUCAUCCAAUUCUUCGUUCAACAUGUUCAACAUGCGUUUGGUGCAAGAAAUCCAACAGAACCAUCCGUUGCUGCAGAAUUCUGCCCGACAGUCACAACAACAAAUGCAACAGAAUGCAAACGGCCCAAAUAAUCUUAUGAACCUACAACAACAUCAGAUGCAAAGGCGUGGUGCCUCCAUGCCCGCCAUGAACUUGCAAAAACUGAAUCACAAUAUGCGCCGUGAUGGCACAGGAAAUGGUAAUUUGCCUCCCGAAGAAUACGAUGAGUAUGCCAAUUUGAUGAGCACCCGAGACAAGCAUUGGCUCAUCGGCAUCCAGUUGUCUCAGUUGAACACGGAUACCCCAUACAUUGAUGAUUACUAUUAUACUGUGUAUAAGGAACGCAAGACGGGUCAAAAUGGCAGUUUGCGUCACAGCCAGGCCCACAAGGACAACCAAUUGAAUCAUCCACUGACGCAGCCCAAGGGACAUGCACAACUUAUCCUGGUACAAUUGGGCAAUAAGAAUGGUACACGCAAUGGCCAGCAACGUGAACGUCGCAACUCCGAUAAUCACAACAACAAUCAAGACAUGAAGGUACCCAUGUAUGUGUUUACACCAUUGAAAUUUGAAAAUUCACUUGGUAAACUGCAAUACGGCAGUGUUACGGCUCCACGGAAAAUAAUCGAUGCCGAAAUUAUGAGCAAUGAGCCGACAAAUGGCACAGACAAUGCGGCCAACAAUGCCAAUACUGGAUCUUCAGGUGCAACAUCGACAACAACAACAUCAACAACAGUUGCUAAUAACGGUUCGCUAGCAACAUCGACAGGAGGAAAACGUUCUGAAACACCACAAAUACCCAACACAGCUGGCGGUGGUGGUGAUCUUAACUCUUCCAAUACUCAACGAAAGUCACGUUAUAUUUUGCUACACAUUGAGACUUUAUAUCGUGUUCUCUUAAAAUUGGACGAUUUAAAUAAUCCGAAUGCUAUUGCCACCAUAUUGAGAAAAAAGAAAAAGGAAAGUGAACACAUCGCUGCUAUGGAACAGCUAGAGAAUGCAAAUAAAACACCUGAGGAACGUGCUGCUGCUGGCGAUCCUGUCAGUAAUCCAUCACUUAGAACUAAAUUUAAUUAUGAAAUUGAAACCAAGGAAGCAUUGGUUGAUAAGUUAGUUGCCGGACUGCAACACGAUAAAGUUGUUGCAAUGAUGAAUGUACGCAAAGGAAAAGUUUUAAUUCGUCGCAUUAUGCCGUACAUUGAAGAACAUGAUGCCCGUUGGAAUGUUUGGAUUGGCGUUUUCCAUUCACUGCAAAGUGUUGUGAAAAAAGACCGCGAUGAUGCCGAGGGCAUUUUAUACUCUCUGUAUCCGGAAUUCAACAAACAAAUCAAAUCGGCAAAUUUUGAAAUAAUUGUUAAAAUUUCAUCAGCCAUUUCGUUAAAUGAUAAAAAAGCAAAUGGCGUAUUCUGUAGCAAAUUCGGAAUUUCUUCACUUGUCUGCCUAAUAUUGCAGGCAGAAAAUAUCUACGACAAAAAUGAAGAUACAACAUUAACGGAACAAAAUAAGGAUAGUUGGCGUCAAUUUCUCGAUCAAGUGGCAACAUCAUUAAAUCGUACCAUACAAAAUCAAACCAUUUGUGCUGCUAUCGAAUCGGAUUCUAUACAACCAAUUAUGAAUCAUUUUGCACGAUUUAAAGAUUUAAAACUGGACUCGCUGUUGGCUCUAAUAACAGAAGCUAAACAGCAAAUUAAUUGAAAAAAA
Musca vetustissima is the source of this 3347-nucleotide messenger RNA. RefSeq lists its product as uncharacterized. The coding region runs from base 111 to 3341 and encodes 1076 amino acids. Lineage: Eukaryota; Metazoa; Arthropoda; Insecta; Diptera; Muscidae. The record is from RefSeq and is a predicted model, not a curated record. Gene Ontology annotation, molecular function: RNA binding. The transcript is spliced from 6 exons. Gene Ontology annotation, biological process: P-body assembly; deadenylation-dependent decapping of nuclear-transcribed mRNA. Gene Ontology annotation, cellular component: P-body.